CGAUGUCAUCCGACAAUGUCCCGGUGAAAAUAUGUGAUCGGACGUUACGAAAGUCCAGCUAUAAGUGUUGGAGAGGGGAGUAGAGGCUUUAUCUGCUCGAUGGGUUGAUAAGAACUCGGAAAGCGACAGGAGUUAGAAAAAUUUAAUCUUUGGUCAGAUUAGAGGCGAGCCAGUUGCAGCGUGCCGUGAAUCGUGCGGCAUGAAUAGUGUACUUCUGACCGUUACUUGCGGGUUGAAUUUCGUCACAGUUUAAUAGUCCAGAACUCGGAAUAAUCGCAUAAUGGUGAAGUACCACCCGCUGUUUCAAAAGCCGCAGGUUACCGCCUGGGCCUGCAUCUCCCGGCGUUUGAAAUUCAUCUUUUUCUAUGGGCUGUUUGUCGGACUGGUUGGACUGGUGAUUCACGUAGCCAAGACAAACAGCAGCCUGUCGAGCAUCUACAACCUGCAAUCAUCCCUGGGUGACAUGCUGGAUUUGGAAAUGAGAUACCUGCCGAAAACAAACGGGUCGACCGGAUGGAAGCAAACGUCGGUUAAAGAGGGACACAUAUAUUCCGCCUACCUCGACACGAGACCAGAGCAAAUUUUGCAAGAGUCACACGAGGGAAUCGGAAACGAGACGACAUGGGCGAUGGUCAGAAUCAUCGCGAUACUACCGAGGUACAAUCCACCGGUGACUUGCUUCUACAAGUACCGAGGUAAACAGACCGAGGAUGGCGAGACGUUUCUGAUAAAGAAAAAAAAGGCGACUCGGACGAAGCCAGUAGCCAUAUCCGAGGGUUUCAACAUGUACUACAGCGCCUUCUUCGUACUCUGCGAUCUGACAAUGUCGGCGAAAAUGGACUACGAGGAGUAUUACUCCAAGCAGCAUCUGCCCUACGAGAUAACUAUCGCUCCCGGCAAUAUUACGGACUCCUACGAGCCGAAAAAUGAUUCGUUCGUACCGAUUUUCUAUCCAGAAAACGGCAUAUCGAUGGCGGAGUUCUCCACCAACUUCAUGGCUGUGUGCGUUCCCGUAUUGCACCACAACUUCGACAGGGUUACGAACCUGGUGGAGUUCGUUGAAUUUUAUCGAAUGAUGGGCGUCGGUCACUUCACCUUCUACAAUCGGUCGAUCUCAUCGAGGGUAGGAAAAGUGCUCGAACACUACAGAGACAACGGCGUGGCGACGAUUCUACCCUGGGAUCUACCACCCUACUUCAUAUUCGAGAAAAAUCUCAGAGUCGACGGUAUAUUCGCGGCCCUCAACGAUUGCCUCUACAGAAGCUCGUUCCACAAAAGUUACAUGUACGUGGCCAGCGUCGACAUCGACGAGUUCAUCGUGCCCAGAAAACACAAGGACUAUCUGGACAUGAUGCAGUACCUCGAUCCAAUCGGUCCCCAUUUGCCCCUCAACGACCAGGCCUCCUUCUUAUUCAGAAACAUGUUUUUCUACCUGAUGUUCGACGACGAUCCCGUGACGCUGGCGCCAGAAAUACCGAAGCUGUACACCCAGUCGAAGACGACGAGGACGAUGUUUGCAAACCCCGGAAGAGAACGGAGCAAGUACAUCGUCCGGAGUAGACAGACAGUCGAGCUGGGAAACCAUCACACUUGGGAACUGAGGAAAACAGCCUCGGCAUUCAACAAACGGUACAAGGAAGUCACCGUCGACGUGCAGGUCGCAGCCUCACAACACUACCGAAGCUGCGAGACGAACAUCGAAACGUGCUGGUUGAGGCAAACCGUGAAAGACACUUCAGCCCACAAAUUCACAGCGGCACUUGGGGAACGAGUUUCCAAAGCGUGUAAGGGGAUUUUCGAGAAUGGCUGUCCGGAGGACGUCGCAAACCAGCGACCGGACCGAGACGCCGCGAAGGUUCAAGUGGCCGAUAAGGAGAAAGAAGCGGAUAAGAAGGAGUCGAGUGCUCAUGGUGAAGUGACAAAUUCCAGUGAUUUAAACCGUGAGGAAAAGGGCAGGUGAAAAUGGACCAAACAGAGUGUCUUUUGCACUCAGAAUUCACGAUAUAGUGUUGAUCAAAAUUGUACAUUCGAAAUCGGAUAAGCUGCUGUUACCUCUGUCAUCUUCUGAUUGCGAUCGGUUUAUUGGACGUUUUAGUAAUAUAUUUCUAACCGCGUUUCGAAUCAACAACGAACACGAUAUGUUUCACCGUAUAAUCUCGCCUCAAUGACGUUUAUUUUACGAGGACAAUAUUUUUUUGGCACCUAUAUAUAUAUGUGUGUGUGUGUGUGUGUGUGUGUGUAAUAUAUAGUUAUUAUUCGAAGAUGUAAUUAGGUACGAACUCUGCGAACGAACUGAAAGAGUUGGAACCAUCGUUUGAACGAACUUGUAAAUAUACAAUGAAAAUCGAGUUGUCCAAGUGGUUGGAAACAAAAUCGUGAUGGAUCAUGUACCGUUACACACCGAGUGAUAAAGCGCACGUUGUCCUCCAACCAACCAGUGCACGUAAACCCAGCAUGGUCUAACAAUGAGUCACUCGGCAUCAAUCUUGAUCGAUGAUCCAGUUCGUCGUGUGGAUUUUUCCCAGCGUUUCCAUGUCCAGAUUUCCGAUGUCUCGCGAUGCUCACGAUGUCACCGCACGCAUACUGUCGCAGCUUCGCCAACAGAUAAGAUUAUUUUAUGUAUGUAAUCAUGCCAAAAAACGCCGCGAGAGGGGCACUUUUUUCAUCCUACAAUCUGCACGCGCAUCAUUACAAAGUCUAAUAAAUUCUAAUCACUGGGCUGGCAUCGAGCAAUCAUUUACAACUCCGAUUACUCGACUGACAAUGAGUCACAGCACUUUAAUGAUGUUUACGAGCCGGAAGUUGGGUCGAUAGUUAAAAUACCUGAUCAAUCCCCGCGACAAGUGCCGACGAUAUAUUAAUAUCAAGGCUUAUUUGAGUUAGAUUUUUCUUCGUCACAGCUAACGAGUGAUUAUAAUUAUUGAGGAUUAAUCGUUGGACGCGGGGUAAAAUCAGCUCAAAAAAAAAAAACGAGUCUGCUUUGAAUCAUUUCACCUUUUCGUCACAGCGAACUUCCCCAAUUUUAGAACGGCAGUCAAGACGUCGGAUAAAAACUUUUCCAGUGAAGCGGGUCGAAAUCUGUUGAUUUACUACAGACUGGUUUCAAAAUUCAAUGGAAACUUGUUGUCGAACUCCAAUAUUCGGGAGCUUCUACAAUCAACCCUGGUUUCUCGGAGUUGUAGGAGAUUGUUUUCGGACUUAGCAAACGAAAUGGUAUGAGACAAAAUCACGAGCUUUUGGCAGCGGCUUGAAAUCGAUGGGCUGAUUACGUGCUCUAGAAAAUUCUUGAAUCAGCUGCACUGCGGUAAAGAGACACAGAGCUUGACCAGGUAGACAAAUCGAAAUGUCACUAAAAAUUUCGAUCACGUGCAUAGGUGAGUGGAUUUAUGACUACGAAAGAGAGUUUACCGAUCAUCGGCAGGCUUGUUCACAAUUCCGGACAUCCGUAUUCGCGCGUGUGAGCUUUCUACAAGUUGUGUACGAAAAUUGUCUGGCGAAUUCGUGCGCCCAGGUUCUCAAAGCUUCGAGGGCUGGAGGAGCGCAUUAAUGUGAUUAGGUCCUGGGUGGCGUUAAUCAACUCGAGACGGAAUGCCGCCUCUGUGUAGCAGCAUGAUUCCCUGCGCCGUUUAUCAAGCCUCCUCGCGCGGCGAAAGCCUCGUCAAAGAUGGAGGGAACCCUGUUGACGGAAAUUAACGGCCUUUUGGGACAUCCGUAAUUCAUCGAUUCACCAGUCCAAGCUCCUCUUGGAGAUUCUUUACUUUUCCUCGCUCGGCGUUAAUGAACGAAGAAGAGCACGAGACAGUGGAUUCGGAGGUACAACAUCAUAAAUCAACGUAAUAAAGUUGUCGCGGUUAAAUUUGAUCGAAACAAAUAUCACCCUUGAGAUACAAAAAAAAAAAAAAAAAAACUUUCAACAAUGCGCGUAAUGGUCUCGAAAUUUUUUAUCCAACUCAACGACUUCCCGACGCCUCUGUUUGGUGGUGAAAAACUCAGCGAAUCGGACCUUACCUUGGGAGUAUAUGGGAAAUUCUCCAUCGCUAUGACUGUGUGUAAGCAUCCUCGCCGAGUAACACUGCCACACCGCUUUUCGCUGUGCCUCGUCCGUUCUAGUCCUGGACCGAGCGGCCUCCUCGAGAUCGUCGAACCGUAGGACCCUUGCCACUUCCGGAUUGUAAAUCUCACUUUCGGUAAAAUUUGGAUACUCGGCGAGACAGAGGCGGCGACUCACAAUGCCAUUACGGUGAAACAAGGUCCUUAAUCCCCUCAACCAUCAGCGUACUCGACGUUAUUUUUACACUUUGUUGAAUAAAAUUAUAUAAUAUCACUGC
Messenger RNA from Neodiprion virginianus, 4328 nucleotides. RefSeq lists its product as uncharacterized. The transcript is spliced from 5 exons. Bases 281 to 1960 code for a protein of 559 amino acids. Lineage: Eukaryota; Metazoa; Arthropoda; Insecta; Hymenoptera; Diprionidae. The record is from RefSeq and is a predicted model, not a curated record.